Molecule: messenger RNA, 900 nt
Organism: Linderina pennispora
Lineage: Eukaryota; Fungi; Kickxellomycota; Kickxellomycetes; Kickxellales; Kickxellaceae
Product: acid protease
Exons: 1
Biological process (GO): proteolysis
Molecular function (GO): aspartic-type endopeptidase activity
Source: RefSeq, a predicted model, not a curated record
UACUUUGGCGAGCUGACUGUCGGCACGCCUCCCCAGAAAUUCAAUGUUGUGUUCGACACUGGGAGUUCGGACUUUUGGAUCCCCUCAAUUAGCUGCGACUCGGUAGCCUGCAACACGCACAACCGUUUCGAUAACGACAAGUCUUUGUCUUUUGUGACCUCGCACGUACCGUUCUCGUUGACCUACGGCACCGGUGGACUGAUGGGCCAGGUCGGUGUCGACACGGUGCAGCUGGGUGGCACUAAUGUCUCGGCAAUGCACGUCGGCAUGGCUACGCAUAUGGGGCACUUCUUCCGCUCGACGCCCUUUGAUGGCGUGUUCGGGCUCGGGUUCCCCAAGCUCUCACGCAUACAAGCUGACCCACCGUUCUACACCAUGGUCCAGCAGGGGCUGUUGGAGAAGCCCAUGUUCUCAUUCUGGAUCCGUGUUGGCCGCAAUGGCUCCCCGGCGGGAGGAGAGCUCGUCUUGGGCGGAGUCAACCCAAAGCGGUUCGACGGGAAAACACGCACCAUUCCUAUCGUCCGCAAGAUGUACUGGGAAGUUGAGCUGAGCGGACUGCUGGUCGACGAGUACUCGCUACCGAACCUCUCCACCCAGACCGCAGUCAUCGACACAGGCACUGCCCUCAUGGUUCUGCCUGCGAACGAUGCUGACAUUGUUAACCAGUAUCUUGGCGCCAUACCGCUGUUCAACCAGUACGGGCUGUAUGGCAUUGAUUGCCAUCGGGCGCGCAAGCCGACAGUCAAGUUUGGGUUCGCCGGCGAGACUUUUGCAAUCGAGCCUGAGCACUACAUAAUCCCUGUCGGCAGAGGCAGAUGCGUGACGGCAUUUGCAGCUAGCAUGGACACGACGCUGGACAAAUGGGUUAUUGGCGAUGCAUUCUUGCGUGCCUGGCACACA